This is a messenger RNA of Kluyveromyces marxianus DMKU3-1042, 1278 nucleotides long. RefSeq names its product ribonuclease T2-like protein (gene RNY1). The transcript has a single exon. The record is from RefSeq and is a predicted model, not a curated record. Gene Ontology annotation, cellular component: extracellular region. Lineage: Eukaryota; Fungi; Ascomycota; Saccharomycetes; Saccharomycetales; Saccharomycetaceae. Gene Ontology annotation, biological process: RNA catabolic process. Gene Ontology annotation, molecular function: ribonuclease T2 activity; RNA binding. The coding region runs from base 1 to 1278 and encodes 425 amino acids.
AUGAAGCUAAGUAAAACGUUUUUGAUAGGAUCGUUUGGGAUACCUGUCUUUUGCUUCGAACUACAACAUAUACUUAAAAAUGAUGACAAGUAUAGCUGCCCAAUAAGCCUUCCAAAUAGUUGCAUGAAUAAAACUGAAGUAAAGGAUUCUUGCUGUUAUGAGUUCCCUGGCGGAAUUAUGCUUCAAACUCAAUUUUGGGAUUACAUCGCACCUGACGGAGUCACCGAUCCUGAGGAAAUUGUUAGACAUUUAGGUCCACUUGACUCCUUUACAAAUCAUGGGUUGUGGCCUGAUAAUUGUGAUGGAUCCUAUGCCCAGUUUUGUAAUCGGAAUUAUGAUAUCGAUGAUGUUUGGCAUUUAUUAAAUGAAGAUGAGUUCAACAACGAUGACGUUCCUGUUCCAGGAAGGUCUUUACUCGCUUCUAUGGAUUCUUACUGGAAAAGCAACACUGGUGAUGACGAAAGUUUAUGGAUUCACGAAUUUAACAAACAUGGAACAUGUAUCAAGACAAUCUCUUCAGACUGUUAUAAAAGGUGGGGUGUAGUUACUGAUCCUAAAAAACAAGCAGUAUACGAUUAUUUCAGGAUAGCAAUGAAUCUCUUCAAAAAAAAGAACACAUAUGAGAUGUUGAAGACUGCUGGUAUAGAGCCAAGUGUCGAUAAGUUUUAUACAAGAAGCGAGAUAUCAGAAGCAUUAAAGAAUGGCCACAAUGGAGAAGAAGUUCAUUUUUCAUGCGAUAGGCACGGAGCAUUAAACGAGGUAUGGUACUUUCACUCAUUAAAAGGAUCUUUAUUGGGGGAACAAUUUAUUCCCAUAGGAGCAUUGAAAACGAACACAAAUUGCCCUGAAUCAAAAAUAGCAUUUUAUCCAAAAGGACAUAAACCAUCAUCUUAUAGGCCCCCAAACCGUCCUCAUCAAGGUAUUAGAGGUAAGGUAAGAAUUGGUAACGGGGAUGGUUUUUUGAUCAAAAACGGUCAUUGGUAUUCAAAAGGGACACCAGCAACGUAUUUCCUAAUUGAAGCACCUUUUGGAAACUUUCAUCUAAAGACUAGAAUGGGCUAUUGUGGAAUCAACAAUUCUAACGGAAUAUUUGCAUGUAACAAGAAUGUGGCUCAGGCCGCUCAAUUCGAAUAUGAUCCUAAAAAAGGCUAUCUCGGAUACAACGGUGUUUAUGAUUGGAAUGCCCAGAAGCACCCCAGAGGUAAUCAACAAGUUCCAAUUUACACAGGUCAUAGUGAUGAUGGCAUUAACUUCCAAUUGAAGUUUGUUAGAGGGUAA